AUGUUGUCUAUAGUAGAAACAUAUUCUGUUAAACAUGAAAUACACUCAGCAGCACACAGUGCAUCAACCCUGUUCCCAUCAUCAGUAUCACGUACGCCUAGAUCAGCAUCUGAUGUAUAUACAGUGAUUUUUAUGCUUCCAGAUGAAUUGCCUCAAGAUCAUUUUAUAGGUAACAUUCCAAAACAGAUCCCGAAUUUUCCAUUUCUUAAUAUCCUUGAUUCAUCAGUUAGUACUACUCUUGUAGAUUCAAGUGGAUUUUUAUUAAAAUUAUUUCGUGUAACAGAUAAUGGUGAAUUUUAUACACAAACAUUAAUUGAUCGAGAUAAUCCAGAUCAAUUAUGUGGACCAUUAAAUUGUUGUCAUUUAAUUGUCUGUAAUUUAACAGUGGAUGUUUUAUUCUUUCAUCCUGGUUCAACAUCAAUUACAGUACAUAUAAAUUUACAAAUACAUGAUGCUAAUGAUAAUGCACCUUAUUUCCCCAACAAACAUUUUCAUUAUGGAUACCAGAAGACAACAAAUUAA
Molecule: messenger RNA, 522 nt
Organism: Trichobilharzia regenti
Lineage: Eukaryota; Metazoa; Platyhelminthes; Trematoda; Strigeidida; Schistosomatidae
Source: the annotation of a GenBank genome assembly